Pygoscelis adeliae (Adelie penguin) is the source of this 3584-nucleotide messenger RNA. RefSeq names its product WW domain containing E3 ubiquitin protein ligase 2 (gene WWP2). The coding region runs from base 1 to 2496 and encodes 831 amino acids. The record is from RefSeq and is a predicted model, not a curated record. Gene Ontology annotation, biological process: ubiquitin-dependent protein catabolic process; regulation of monoatomic ion transmembrane transport; protein K63-linked ubiquitination. The transcript has 23 exons. Gene Ontology annotation, molecular function: ubiquitin protein ligase activity; protein binding. Lineage: Eukaryota; Metazoa; Chordata; Aves; Sphenisciformes; Spheniscidae.
AUGGCCGCUGCGAGCUCCAGCAGGGCCAGGGCUGGGCUGCCCUGCGAGAAGUUCCAGCUCUCCGUGAAAGUUGUGUCCGUGAAGCCCAAGGCACACAGCCGCCUGUCACGGAUGAACUGCUACGUGGAGGUGGCAAGCGACGGGCUGCCCAGCGAGACCAAGAAGACGGGGAAGCAGAUCGGGAGCUCUGAGCUGCUGUGGAACGAGAUCCUUGUCCUCCGAAUCCCUCGGCUUUCCUGCCACGAUCUCCCCUACAGCUCCAGCUUCUGGACCUUGGAGAACAGGCAGCUCACCCUGGACCUGCAGACAGAGAACAAAGGCAGCGUUGUCUCCGGCGGAGAGCUGACGAUUUUCCUGGACGGGCCUGCUGUUGAUCUGGGAAGCUUGCCUAAUGGCAGUGCCGUGACAGAGGGGUCCCAGGUGCCUGGACGGGACCCCAGCAGCAUGGCUGCAGCCACAGAGGGCAGACACCAGCCUCCCAGUACAAACUGCUUUGGAAGCAGACCAAGGACGCACCGACAUGCAGGUGGAGUGGCCAGGCAAAACGCGGGGAGCGGAGAGCAGAGUCCCAGCACCAGGAGCCGGCACCGGCAGCAGGCCAAGAGCACGCAGCACGCCAGCAUGGCCAACGGCACGGCCAACGGCACAGUGAACGGAGACGCAGCGGGUGCUGCAGACAUCGAAGAGGAAAGGCCGGCAGCGGGAGAGACUGUACCGACCGUGGCGGCGUCAAGCGUGGCUGACAGCUCUGUCGCUCCUGCCCUUACCAGCUCUGGAGAGGCAGAGGAGGCAGCCUCCGGCUCCAGCGCCCCACCGGCCCGGGCAGCGGUGCUAGCCCUGGAUGCUCUGCCCCCCGGGUGGGAACAGCGAGAGCUGCCUAAUGGUAGAGUCUACUAUGUAGACCAUAACAACAAGACCACCACGUGGGAGAGACCUCUUCCUCCAGGGUGGGAGAAGCGUGUGGAUCCUCGAGGCAGGUACUACUACGUGGACCACAACACCCGGACCACCACAUGGCAGCGCCCCACGGCCGAAUAUGUCAGGAACUAUGAGCAGUGGCAGUCCCAGCGAAACCAGCUCCAAGGAGCCAUGCAGCAGUUCAGCCAAAGAUUCCUGUACCAGUCGUCCGGUGCCCCGUCUGACAAUGAUCCUCUCGGUCCCCUUCCUCCCGGCUGGGAGAAGAGACAGGACAAUGGGCGAGUGUAUUACGUGAACCACAACACACGGACCACCCAGUGGGAAGACCCUCGCACGCAGGGCAUGAUCCAGGAGCCGCCGCUGCCGCCCGGCUGGGAGAUGAAGUACACGAACGAGGGCGUGCGCUACUUCGUGGACCACAACACUCGCACCACCACCUUCAAGGACCCGCGCCCUGGAUUCGAGUCUGGGAGCAAGCAGGGCGGCUCCCCAGGGGCGUACGACCGGAGCUUUCGCUGGAAGUACCACCAGUUCCGCUUCCUCUGCCACUCGAAUGCGUUGCCCAGCCACGUGAAGAUCAGCGUUUCCCGACAGACGCUCUUUGAGGACUCCUUCCAGCAGAUCAUGAACAUGAAGCCGUAUGACCUGCGGCGCCGCCUGUACAUCAUCAUGCGAGGAGAGGAGGGCCUGGACUACGGCGGCAUCGCUAGGGAGUGGUUCUUCCUCCUGUCCCACGAGGUGCUCAACCCCAUGUACUGCCUCUUUGAGUACGCUGGAAAGAACAACUACUGCCUGCAGAUCAACCCUGCCUCCUCCAUCAACCCUGACCACCUCACCUACUUCCGCUUCAUCGGCCGCUUCAUUGCCAUGGCUCUGUAUCAUGGGAAGUUCAUCGAUACCGGCUUCACGCUGCCCUUCUACAAGCGGAUGCUGAAUAAGCGGCCCACGCUGAAGGACCUGGAAUCCAUCGACCCUGAGUUUUACAACUCUAUCGUCUGGACCAAGGAGAACAGCCUGGAGGAGUGCGGCCUGGAGCUGUACUUCAUCCAGGACAUGGAGAUCCUGGGCAAGGUGACCACCCAUGAGCUGAAGGAGGGCGGCGAGAGCAUCCGGGUGACGGAGGAGAACAAGGAGGAGUACAUCAUGCUGCUGACAGACUGGAGGUUCACGCGGGGCGUGGAGGAGCAGACCAAGGCUUUCCUGGAUGGCUUCAACGAGGUGGUGCCGCUGGAGUGGCUGCGGUACUUUGACGAGAAGGAGCUGGAGCUGAUGCUGUGCGGCAUGCAGGAGAUCGACAUGAACGACUGGCAGAAGAACACCAUCUACCGGCACUACACCAAGAACAGCAAACAGAUCCAGUGGUUCUGGCAGCGCCUGCCCGUCGGGGGGUUCGCAGAGCUCAUCGGCAGCAACGGGCCCCAGAAAUUCUGCAUCGAUAAAGUUGGCAAAGAGACGUGGCUGCCUCGGAGCCAUACAUGCUUUAACCGUCUGGAUCUCCCUCCCUACAAGAGCUAUGAACAGCUGAAGGAGAAGCUGCUUUAUGCGAUUGAGGAGACGGAAGGAUUUGGACAGGAGUGAUGGAGCUUUGGUGCUUUCCUGGGGCGGGGAGGGCCCUGGAGUGCUGCCGGCUGCGAGGUCCUGCCUGCCGGUGCCCAUGGAGCCCAGCACCGAGCCCUCUCCGCGGGAUGGUGCGCAGGCAGCUGCGGACGCUGUUGCUCUUGUUCCUGUGCGAGAUCUGCACUAACGUAGCCCUGGGGGAAACGGGUCCGUGUUUCCCUCCCCAAACAAAUUCGAGGCGUGACGGGGAGGUGGACACAAAAGCCUGGCUCCGCUCAGCUCGUGAGGGGCGUGGGCUGGUGCAGAGGGGAUGGGGCAAAGCCCUGGGCCUUGGCAGGCAGCGUGCGGUGCACCGAAGCUCCCCGGUCCCCUCUUGCAGACAGAGUUAAAUGAGAUCUGGUUUCAGCACAGGCUAUUUUUCCCCCUAGUGUUUUCUGCCUUCUCAUGGCGUUUUAAUACAUGCAGGUGAGGAGGGGAAACGGCUCUUGAACCAACUCUCAGGUCACUUUUGGGCCCUAUCCUACACCCAGCAAAGGUAACAGGGAACCCUCAGUCGAUGCUGCUGGGGCUGAUGCACCACGCGAGGGCCGAGGUGGCCCCUUCCCGCACCAGACCCGCGGCUGCCCAGACCCAGGUCCUGGCCGACCAUCUCCAUUGCGUGUUUUAAUUUGCAAGCGUGUGGCCCCUGUGCUGUUGUAUUUAAUAUUUAAAUAUUUAAGCAUUUAAGUGCUCGGAGCUGGUGCUCUGCAGCAGCCUCGGGGGCUCCGGUCAUGUUCGGGGCACAUCUGGCCUUUGCUUGGGUCGUGGGUUUGGCGCAAACUCCCUGUUCUCUCUGUCGCCGGCCGGGCUGGUGGCAGGAGCUCCCAGAGCUGCGGGUGAGGGCAGGAUCAGGCCUCUGCCCCUUGCCUGGAUGCCACCUCCACUGCUGCCCCCCUGCAGCGUGCACCGGGGAGACAGACCCGUGCGAGCGUUGGUGUACAUAGCUGUACAUAAAAGAAGUCUAUGGAUACAAGACACUGCAAUAGCUUUUGACUGGUAACUGGAUAGUUUUGUACUGCACCAUCCUGCCUCAGCGACGCCGACUUCUUGUGCAAUAAAUAAGCAGCUGC